Molecule: messenger RNA, 324 nt
Organism: Pelobates cultripes (western spadefoot toad)
Lineage: Eukaryota; Metazoa; Chordata; Amphibia; Anura; Pelobatidae
Source: the annotation of a GenBank genome assembly
AUGAUACCCCUCACACUACAAAACGGGCAGUUUUCACCGGACAAGCACCUGACACCUCCACCCGCCACCACUAGACGCCUCUGUGACGAAAGGCCACUGUCACACCCCCCCGGACGGCGGGGGUUAUCCCCUUCCGCCAGCCCAAGGAGACCACUCACCUCUGGGACAUCUUUCAGCACACCUCCGACCAGAGGAUCACACUUGGCCCAGCCAAGAUGGCUGACUGGGAAGCUGACAACGCAAAGCUACAGACCGCUGAUGAGUGGGCAGCAGCCAUCGAAGCUAAAUUCGAUGCGAUCUGCCAGAAAUUCUGGGAGCGACUAG